GUUUUUGUUUUGUUGUUUCAGUUUUCCAAAAUUUAUUUACAACAAAAUAAUACUAAUAAAAAUGGUUAUUGAAUAAUUUGUUUUAUAUGUAUGCAUUUAUUAAAAGUAGUAAUAACAUGGUUAUUGGUCAGAUUUAUUUUGAGCUUCAUACCUUUUAGCUAGUUGAUUUAUUAUUUAAAAAAAAAGGUAAUUCACAUUAAUAUAGAAAUAAACUAUAAUUUAUUACUAAAUAUUAAAAUUUGGAUUUCCAUGGAUAAUACGGAAAGAAAAGAGGGAAAUGAAGAUACAACAGUAACAAAUAUUAAGGUUGAGAGUAAUAUUAUUGUCAAACCUGAGUUCAUAAAGAAUGAACCUGCUCCAGUUGAUCUUUAUAAACAUGUUGAAGAUUAUGGACAUGGAGGUUUUGAUAUUAGUUUGGACCAAAUUAAAACAGAAUUAUCAGUUGAGGAUAUGACAUUUGAACAGAAUCAAGAUGAUUUAUCACAAUUCCAGUAUUUUAAUAGUGAUGUUCAUAAUAUAAAACCAGAGCAUACUGCUAAAGGAAGUCAAAGCAGUGAACAUGAUAGCUUCAAAAAUGAAAUUAAAGAGGAGCCCAAUAAAGAAGGUACACAUGAUGCUGAUGAUUCAGAUUUAAACGAAUACUCGUUAAAAAUUGAAAUAGAAGAUGAAAAUAAGGUUAUGCGAUAUGAAGACACACAACCAAACGAAAAAGACUUUCUCCAAGAGACGGACACUUUGGAAAUUAUGAAAACAAUAGAAGUACAUUCAUCUAAUGAAGAACAACUUACUAAUGACACUGCAGAAGAAAAAACACUAAAAUGUGAAAUUUGUGGUAAGAAGUUUGGCAGAAAAAAUAAUUUAAAUCUACACAUGAAAGCUCAUACUGGGGAAAAACCAUAUAAAUGUGAUAUUUGCUUUAAGCAGUUUUCCCAGAAAAAUAAUUUGAAAAUUCAUUCGAGAAUGCAUACUGGACAAAAGUCUUACAGCUGUGAAAUCUGUUUUAAGCAAUUUAGUGUAGCAGGAAGUUUGAAGAUUCAUUUAAGACUACACACUGGAGAAAUGCCAUACAAGUGUGAAAUUUGUUCUAAGCAGUUUACGCGAUUAGAUAAUUUAAAACAACAUAUGACAAUACACAACGGAGAAACAACUCACAAGUGUGAAAUUUGCUUGCAGCAGUUUUCUCGAGUAUAUAAUAUGAAACAGCAUAUGAGAAUACACACUGGAGAAAUAACUUACCAGUGUGAGAUCUGUUUAAAGCAAUUUAGUCGAGAUGAGAAUUUAAAAAAGCAUUUAAGGAUACACACAGGAGAAAAGCCGUACAAGUGUGAAAUAUGUUUUAAGCAGUUUGCACGACUAGAUAAUAUGAAAGAACAUGCGGCAAUACACAAUAAAAAGAAAACUUUCAAGUGUGAAAUUUGUUAUAAGCAGUUUUCUCGAAUAUAUAGUAUGAAACAACAUAUGGGAGUACAUAUCGGAGAAAAAACUUACCAGUGUGAAAUCUGUUUUAAACAAUUUAGUACAACAGGAAGUUUAAAGGUUCAUUUAAGACUACACACCGGAGAAAAACCGUACAAGUGUGACAUUUGUUUUAAACAGUUUCCUCAAGCAAGUAAUUUGAAACAGCAUAUGAUAUUUCACACUGGAGAAAAAAGUUACAAGUGUGAAAUUUGCUUUACGGAGUUUUCUCGAGAAGAAAAUAUGAAACAACAUAUGAGAAUACACACCGGAGAAAAAACUUACAAGUGCCAAAUUUGUUUAAAGCAAUUUAGUGAAUCAAGAACUUUGAAAAGUCAUUCGAGAAUACACACUGGCGAAAAGCCUUACAAGUGUGAAAUUUGUUUUAAGCAGUUUACUCAAAUAGGUCAUUUGAAAACACAUAUGAAAAUACACACCGGAGAAAAAACGUACAAGUGUGAAAUCUGUGAUAAACAAUUUAGUACAGCAGGAAAUUUAAAGGUUCAUAUAAGAAUACACACUGGAGAAAAGCCGUACAAGUGUGAAAUUUGUUUUAAGGAGUUUCCUCAGGCGGGUAAUUUGAAACAACAUAUUGUAUGUCACACUGGAGAAAAAAUCCACAAGUGUGAAAUUUGUUUUAAAUCGUUUAGCGCAGCACAUCAUUUGAAAUAUCAUAUAAGAACUCACACUGUGAAGAAACCUUAAGGCGGAG
Molecule: messenger RNA, 2167 nt
Organism: Diabrotica virgifera virgifera (western corn rootworm)
Lineage: Eukaryota; Metazoa; Arthropoda; Insecta; Coleoptera; Chrysomelidae
Product: zinc finger protein 678-like
Exons: 3
Coding region: 250-2160 (636 amino acids)
Biological process (GO): regulation of transcription by RNA polymerase II
Cellular component (GO): nucleus
Molecular function (GO): RNA polymerase II cis-regulatory region sequence-specific DNA binding; DNA-binding transcription factor activity, RNA polymerase II-specific
Source: RefSeq, a predicted model, not a curated record